Messenger RNA from Rangifer tarandus platyrhynchus (Svalbard reindeer), 1155 nucleotides. The record is from the annotation of a GenBank genome assembly. NCBI's taxonomy places the organism in Eukaryota, Metazoa, Chordata, Mammalia, Artiodactyla, Cervidae.
AUGGCAGCGAUGAGAGGGGCGCUCCUGCUGCUGCUCUGCGUCUCCCACGCGUCUGCCAGUUGCGGCAUCCAGAAAAGCAACAUUGCGGUCACUUCCGAGGAGGGUUUGGUGGAAGAGAAGGAGUUCCCGUGGGUGGUGUCGCUGCAGGAUUCCCAGUACACCCACCUGACUUUCGGCACCAUCCUCAGUGACUUCUGGAUCCUCAGCAUCGCGUCCACCUUUCAGAACAGGCCAGAUGCUGUGGCUAUAAUUGGUAUAGCUAAGAUGGAUGCAAAACUGGUUGCUCAUGAAGAGUAUCCUAUCAACACCAUCAUCAUCCAUGAGGACUUCGACAAUAAGACGAUGAGAAAUAACAUAGCCCUCCUGAAGACAGACACAGCGAUGCAGUUCAACAGCCUGGUCCAGCCCAUCUGCUUCCUCGGCCAAAAGCUGAACAGGCCGCCACUCCUGCUGAACUGCUGGGUGGCAGGAUGGAACCCCACAUCUGCAACAGGAAAUCACAUGACAAUGAGUAUCCUGAGGAAAAUCUCCGUGAAAGACAUUGACUCGUGUCCCUUAGACAGAGUACAGAAAACAGGAUGUGGCAACCACCUAGAGAUGGAGACCAACGCUGUCUGCUUGGGGGACCCGGGAAACCCGAUGAUGUGCCAGCUGAAGGAAAUGAGUCUGUGGGUGCUGAGAGGAAUCCUGUCCCAAGGAGGGGAGAAAUGCCCGGGCCUGUUUCUCUACAUCAGGGUGGAAGACUACAGCGACUGGAUCACGUCCAAAACCAGGAGGACCAGCUCCCCCCUGUCUUCCUUCCAUCACUGGGAGAACCCCAGUCCUUUACCCAGCUACUCAUCACGUGAUCUCGUCACACACAGAAAACAGGCUGGGCUGAGCCAGCUUGCGUGGCCCCGACUAUCCUUCCAAGGACAAGAAAGGUCCACCCUGCAUUCCACGCGUUCACUGCCAGACAAUGGCACUCAAAUGAGUCUAGACCUCCGGGAAAAGGGGCGGAGGGAGCCAGGCAGGUCUGAGAUGGCCAUCCAGCCCACGUACUAUGACUACUACGGUGGGGAGUUCAUGGCGCCUGCGCCCCCUUCAGGCCAGACCAGGUUACAUCAGCCCCAAGAAAUAACCUUAUUUUUCCUUUGCGCUAGUUUUCUUUGGUAA